This is a messenger RNA of Clonostachys rhizophaga, 321 nucleotides long. NCBI's taxonomy places the organism in Eukaryota, Fungi, Ascomycota, Sordariomycetes, Hypocreales, Bionectriaceae. The record is from the annotation of a GenBank genome assembly.
AUGGCACCACUCGGCCAGGUAGACCAUGACAACAUCGAGCGCAAGCUCAAGGACGUAGUCCAGGAGCUCUACCAAAUCAUGGUCCAAGUCUCCACAUACGACGCAAUGGGCCGCUCAAGCAGAGACGUCCUCACGAAUGAAAUCAAAAACCUAUCCCAAGCCCUCCAGGCCCUCCACACCGCAGCCUCGCCCCCCAACCAGCUCCCCUCGGUGCCCCCCGAGCUCCUCGAGUACGUCGAGAACGGCCGCAACCCGGACAUCUACACCCGCGAGUUCGUCGAGACCGUCCGCCGCGGCAACCAGCUCCUCAAGGGCAAGCUC